AUGAAGAUCGCUUCAUUUAACGUUCAGAGAUUUGGACUGGCAAAAAUUUCAGAUCCUAAAGUUCUUUCGACGCUUGUCAAGAUUGUCUCUCGUUACGAUAUCAUAGUGAUCAUAGAGGUGACAGAUGUUACUGGAGAUUCUGUGGACCUUUUCCUCAAGGAGUUAAACAUGGCUAACACAGAAAAUCACUACACCGCUAAAUUAAGUUCCCGUCUUGGUCGGACACGUUACAAAGAGCAGUUCCUGUUCCUCUACAGGGAUUCCUUGGUGGAUCUGGUUGAUUCUUAUCAGUAUGAAGAUAACCAGGCUGGAGAUCAUGAUGUUUUUGCCAGGGAACCUUACAUCCUACGCUUCAGAUCCCAUCACACAGUUCUGAAGGAUCUGGUUCUGAUCCCGGUCCACACAAAACCAGAUGACUCUGUGAAGGAGCUGGAUGAACUGUAUGACGUCUUUCAGACUGUGAAGCGCAAAUGGAACACAGAUAAUAUAAUGAUUUUGGGGGACUUCAAUGCUGAUGGGUCAUACGUCUCUGAGAGAAGGAUGGACGACAUCCGUAUCAGAAGCGACUCAAACUUCCACUGGCUGAUCGGUGAUGAUGUCGACACUACCGCAAACAUAACAAAUGACCACACCUACGACCGGAUUGUAGUUUACGGAGAUGACAUGCUGGAAGCCGUGGUACCAAAUUCCGCGCGUCCCUUUAACUUCCAUAAGGAGUUUAAUUUGACUAAAGGACCUGGUAAGUCCACUGCGCUAAAAGUAAGCGACCACUACCCUGUGGAGGUGGAGUUACGCUGUGAAUCUCCCCAUCAGGCCAGAACUCAAAAACGACGGAGCGCAAGCCAAAAUUUACACAACCCAGGGUUCUAUAGCGAGGUUGCUGUUCCGGCAGGUUCUAGGAAUGAGACACUGCUCACUGAGGUGCUGGAGUUGAAGAAAGCGAAGUUGUUACUGGAGAGCGAGAAACUCUCUCUAGAGAUCCGAAAGCUCAAAAACAAAUCUGAGUAA
Chanos chanos (milkfish) is the source of this 1008-nucleotide messenger RNA. Its product is annotated as deoxyribonuclease-1-like. The record is from RefSeq and is a predicted model, not a curated record. The coding region runs from base 1 to 1008 and encodes 335 amino acids. Gene Ontology annotation, biological process: DNA catabolic process. NCBI's taxonomy places the organism in Eukaryota, Metazoa, Chordata, Actinopteri, Gonorynchiformes, Chanidae. The transcript is spliced from 9 exons. Gene Ontology annotation, cellular component: nucleus. Gene Ontology annotation, molecular function: DNA binding; deoxyribonuclease I activity.